CACGCGCGUCAUGAUCCCGGUCACGAGCGUCAUGAUCCCGGUCACGCGCGUCAUGAUCCCGGUCACGCGCGCCACGAUCACGGUCACGCGCGCCAUGAUUACGGUCACGCGCGUCGCGAUCACGGUGAUGCGCGUCGCGAUCACGGUGACGCGCGUCAUGCUCACGGUGACGCGCGUCAUGAUCACGGUGACGCGCGUCAUGAUCACGGUGCCGCGCGUCAUGAUCACGGCGACGCGUGUCCCCUUGGGGGCGGCCAUGGCCGCCGCAACAAUGAUCGUGAUCAUGAGGCCAACCUCGAGUCACUUCAGCAUAUGUUAGGUGCUGAAAACGGCCGGAAAAUUGUGUGUUUUGGCCGUAAUGGCGGUCGUUAUGAUGCGGGGAUCGGGAACGCGGAACCAUCUCGCGCUGCUGGCACUGUUUCCGUCCGCGCGGACGGACCUGGUGCCAUUCCUCGUCCUCCCACGCCGUCAUUUUUUGGAAAAUGCGUUAUUUUGGUCCUCGUAGGAGUGCUGGGACAUCCGGGGCCCCCCCAGCGCCGGAAUGUCCGAAUACCCAGGUAAGUAGCUGUACAAUGCAGGUAAGUAGGGUAAGUGGGAAUAAUAUGAUGUUGUUUUUGUUGUUUGUGUGUACACAAAUGGCCCAGGUGGGCCCACAAGGCAGAGCGCGAGCCGUGAGUGGACCAGAGGCACAGGCGGGUUAGGGUUGGGGUUGGGGUUAGGGUUAGGGUUAGGGUUAGGGUUAGGUUUAGAGUUAGGGUUAGGGUUAGGCAUAAAGAAAAAUAGUUGGUUAGGGUUAGGCAUAGAGAAAGAGAGUUGGUUAGGGUUAGGGCUAAGGGUGGGGGUGGGGCGAUAGAAAAGAGCGAAAAAAAAGAAUAAGAAGGGUGUGCACGGUCCGUCUAUGGCCCAGCGGGCUCGCACUCACGUCUCAUUGAGCCCCCCCGGGUGUCUAGUACCCAGUCUGUGGAUCCAGAGGCCUUCCGCCCGCCUCCGUUGGGCGGCACUCCAUCUGGAGUUGGCUUGGACCACACACGCCCGGACAGAAGCCCACCCGUGCCGGAUAAAGUGUUGGACAAGCGGCCGGAAGACCUUACCGCUGUGGCGAUUGACCAGCCAAGGGAUGUUCCGCAAGGGAGCGCUGCUCCGGGCCAAGGGCGGAUCUCCGGUGGAACUGAUCCGAGCCCUGACAAGCAGAUCACCCAGGCUGGGAUUUUUGCGGGGGAGGCUUCUUCUGGUCCAGGAAGCACCUGAACUGUCUCCUGAGGAAGGAUCUGGAAUACCCUCUCUUCCUCAGGGCCGUGAACAGGGCUCCCAUGGCCGUUACAAAGUCCUCCCGCCUGGUGCAGAUCCGGUGGAACCUCAGCAGCUGGGACUUCACCAAUCCCGCGUAGGUGUGUCGGGGGUGGAAGCUGGUUUUGUGGAGGAGGGCAUGGGUAUCCGUCUCUUUAAAAAACACCUUAAUGUCCAAAUGGUGAGUGGAGGUGAAAUCCGGACCCUUGAAGGUGGUAGUGUCCAGGAAGUCCACUGACGUGGGGCUGGUGGUGGACUUAAUGGUGAUACUGGGGUUGUGGGUAUUCAGGGUGUGGCGGAACCCCUCAAAUUCCUCCAUGGAAUGAGUCCACACCCCCCAGAUAUCAUCCAAAUACCUGAAAUAAUGGAGGGGCCUGAUUGCGCAGGCAGCAAUGGCAGAGGUCUCCCAUUCUGCCAUGAAAAUGUUAGCAUAGGCCGGAGCAAACUUUUUGCCCAUGGCCGUGCCCUUGAUCUGUAGAAAGAACCGGCCAUUGAACUCAAAGUCGUUCCUCCUGAGGUUGAUGUCGAGAAGCUGGAGGAGUUCCUUCUCGGGCCUGCUAACAUCUCGGUAUUUAUAAAAAAUGUUUUUGACGGCUUGGAUGCCCUGGUCAAUGUCAAUAUUCGUGUACAAACUAUCAAUAUCAAUGGUAAACAAGACUGCCUC
Molecule: messenger RNA, 1951 nt
Organism: Entelurus aequoreus (snake pipefish)
Lineage: Eukaryota; Metazoa; Chordata; Actinopteri; Syngnathiformes; Syngnathidae
Exons: 4
Coding region: 899-1525 (208 amino acids)
Source: RefSeq, a predicted model, not a curated record